Messenger RNA from Sorex fumeus (smoky shrew), 937 nucleotides. RefSeq names its product mitochondrial ribosomal protein L47 (gene MRPL47). Gene Ontology annotation, molecular function: structural constituent of ribosome. Gene Ontology annotation, biological process: mitochondrial translation. The record is from RefSeq and is a predicted model, not a curated record. Lineage: Eukaryota; Metazoa; Chordata; Mammalia; Eulipotyphla; Soricidae. The transcript has 7 exons. Gene Ontology annotation, cellular component: mitochondrial large ribosomal subunit; mitochondrial ribosome. The coding region runs from base 8 to 760 and encodes 250 amino acids.
GAAAAACAUGGCUGCGGCCGCCUUAGGGAACCUUUGCAGGAAGGUCUCUAGCGCUCUGAAGGCUUCCAAGCCCUUGAUGAGUGUUCAGAGCCCCGCCGGCACUGGUUUUAGGUUUUGUCUUAGUCUCUUGACAAAGAAUACAAGUGCCGCAUCUUUUCCCCAGUGUCGAUUACUUCAUACCACAUUGCCACGGAAAGGACUGGAGGAAUUUUUUGAUGAUCCAAAGAAUUGGGGGGAAGAAAAAGUGAAAUCUGGUGCUGCUUGGACUUGUGCGCAGUUGCGGAACAAAAGUAAUGAAGAUUUACAUAAGCUUUGGUAUGUUCUGCUGAAGGAGAGAAACAUGCUCCUCACCCUGGAGCAGGAGGCCAAGCGGCAAAGAGUGCCCAUGCCCAGUCCCGAGCGGCUCGACAAGGUCAUAGAAUCCAUGGAAGCAUUAGAUAAAGUUGUCAAGGAAAGAGAAGAUGCCAUAAGACUUCUUCAGACAGGUCAAGAAAAUGCUAGACCUGGUGCUUGGAGGAGAGACAUCUUUGGACGAGUUAUCUGGCACAAGUUUAAGCAAUGGCCUAUACCUUGGUACCUAAAUAAAAAAUAUAAAAGGAAACGAUUCUUUGCAUUGCCCUAUGUGGAUCGUUUUCUCAGACUGAAACUUGAGAAACAAAUGCGCACCAGAGCAAGGAAGACAAGUUUAGAGAAAAAGAAUCAAAAGUUUCUUCAGGAAAAGUUUCCUCUAUCUGGAGCCCAGAAGUCAAGUGCUGUCUAAGAUGUCUGGACUCUUAAUUUACCACUGUUUUUCUCGAAUAAUAGUUGAUUUACAAAAGCAAGUAUGUUUAUAAGCUUAUAAAGAAACUUUUUAGUUAAAUGAGAAUUGUCAAUUCUUUUGAGCAUUGAUACAGCAUAUUAACUCUAGAAGUGGUUGUUACUUCUACCAGACUUGGAG